This is a messenger RNA of Ahaetulla prasina, 7381 nucleotides long. It is a transcript of the gene LRIG1, whose product is annotated as leucine rich repeats and immunoglobulin like domains 1. NCBI's taxonomy places the organism in Eukaryota, Metazoa, Chordata, Lepidosauria, Squamata, Colubridae. Gene Ontology annotation, molecular function: protein binding. The record is from RefSeq and is a predicted model, not a curated record. The coding region runs from base 927 to 4190 and encodes 1087 amino acids. The transcript is spliced from 19 exons.
GAACAUGUUGCAAUGUGUCCAAACGUGGGUUUGAGUUGGGCAACCGACGCUUGGGGGGCACUGAAAAGUGACUUUGCGGACGGGGAGGUGGGGACGCGAAGGUGACUGACUUGCACCGGCGUCCCGAGAGAAUCGCGCGCUUGCUCGGCUCGGCUUGGCUGCUCCCGAGCGGGGCGCGUAUCAGUCCCGAGGAGGCGGGAGAAGGAGGAGAGCCAAGCAAGGAAAGCCAAGAGGGGAAAGUUGCGGAGGCGGAGAUAGAGAGAGAGAGCACCGCUUCGCCCGUGCUUGGGGGAAAAAAGGUGUCGGAGCCUCGGAGGAGAAAAAGGGCCAGGCAUCGGCGUUGCUGUGCCCCCCCGCUGCAAAGCUAGGUUCUUUGCUCCGCUGAGCUUUCGGGCUCGGGUCUCAUCUUGCAGCGGAGGAGGCGAGAGAAGCCGCGGGGAAGAAAGAGGAGGAACUUUUUGGGUGCGUGGAGCCUUUUCCCGGGCUCGGCCCAGGCGCUGCAAGCCGAAAAGAUGCGGGCUCCCUUUUUCCCAGCACAGGAUCCAGUCCCUCGCUUAGCUCGCGAGUAGUGAUCCCGGAGGGGGUCUUUAGAGCUUCGUGCCUGGGGCCAAGAGCUUGCUGCUGCUGCUUCUUCCUCCUCUUUCUCUCUCGGCGUUGGAGACUCUUAAAAUCCUGCUGCGUGGAGGAGCCGGCGCUGCGCCCUUUUUGCAGACCCCGAGAAAACUGAAAGAAGUUUGCCCGGUGUUUGGGACUGAAGUGCCAUGGUUUAACCAAGUCCUUCUUGGAGGCCUACUGACCUCGGAGCAAAUAAGCUCAGGUCUAGGAAAAAGAAAGGGGGAAAAACAACAACAACACGAGUGGGACUUUUCUUUCGUUCAACCCUCCCCCACCCCUCAAACCUUUGACUGGGUGUUUCCACUCUGUGCAUGCUCUUGGUCCCCGCUUUUCCAGAAGGAUACAAAAUGGCGCUGCCGGGAUGGGGCGAGGUGAGGUCUUCACCCCUCAGAGAUGCCUUUUGGACUCUGCUUUUGAUUUUCCAAAUGUUCGUGGGAAUGGGCUCUUGCAUGGAGUGUGGCCCCAACUGUACGUGCGCCGGUGAUCUUUUGGACUGCAGCAACCGGGGACUGGAAAGAGUUCCCCUGGAACUGCCCACCUGGAUAGUUCAUCUAAACCUGAGCCACAACAAACUGACCGAGAUUGAUCCUUCUGCCUUCGCAAAGCUGCCAAAACUACGGGAAGUGCGACUGAAUAACAAUGAACUGACAGCCAUUCCAUCCCUGGGAGCAGCUUCUGCCCACAUAACUUCCUUGUUCCUGAAUCGCAACCGAAUCCACAGCAUUGAAGCCAGCCAGCUGGAGCCCUAUGUAUCCCUGGAAACGUUAGACCUCAGCUCAAAUAACAUCACAGAAAUCCGAAGUGGCUGUUUCCCGGUGGGGCUUCCCAUAAAGGAUCUCUACCUGGGGAGCAACAGAAUCAGCGUCCUGGAGACCAAGGCUUUUAACAGCUUGUCACGAUCCCUGCUGACGCUUCGCCUGAAUAAAAACAGAAUUGUCCAACUUCCUGUCAAAGCAUUCAAACUGCCCCAUCUAACACAACUAGAGUUAAACCGGAAUCGUAUUCGUUUGAUAGAAGGGUUAACAUUUCAUGGACUGGACAGUUUAGAAGUUUUGAAGCUGCAGCGCAACAAUAUAAGCAAGUUGACAGACGGAGCUUUCUGGGGUCUGGCCAAAAUGGAGGUUCUGCACCUGGAGCACAAUGUCCUCACAGAAGUGAACGGUGGUUCCCUGUAUGGCUUGGUGUCCCUUCAACAAUUUCAUCUGAGUAACAACCUGAUAUCCAGUAUCAGUCCUACCGGUUGGAACUUCUGCCAAAAGCUGAAUGAACUGUCCUUGUCAUUCAACAACUUAACCAGGUUGGAUAAAGGAAGUUUAACAGAUCUGGGAAGCCUGGAGAUCCUUCACCUGAGUCACAAUUCCAUCAGUCAUAUUGGAGAAGGGGCAUUCAAGGGACUCAGAAGCUUACGUGUCCUGAAUCUGGAUCAUAACGAAAUUUCAGGGACAAUAGAAGACACCAGUGGAGCAUUUAUGGGCCUGGAAAACCUAAGCAUGCUGACUCUGUUUGGAAACAAGAUCAAGUCUGUGGCCAAGGAGGCGUUCUCUGGCUUGGAGGCCCUGGAACACCUGAACCUUGGGAAUAAUGCCAUACGAUCUAUUCAAGAGGAUGCCUUUACAAAGCUGAAAAACCUGAAAGAACUCCGCAUCAACAGCGAGCGCUUCCUCUGUGAUUGUCAGCUCAAGUGGUUGCCACUUUGGUUAACCAAGAAAAAACAACAGCUGUUUGUGGAAGCCACCUGUGCCCACCCGGAAUCAUUAAAGGGCAAAAAUAUUCUUGAAGUGGUCCCAGAAAGUUUUGUAUGUGAUGAUUUUCCCAAACCCAAAAUUAUUGUUGAACCGGAAACUACCAUCGCUGUUCUUGGCAAAGACAUUCGCCUCACGUGCUCCGCAGCCAGUAGCAGCAGCUCUCCUAUGACGUUUGCCUGGAAGAAGGACAGUGAGAUUCUGCACCAUGCUGAGAUGGAGAACUUUGCCCACGUCCGUGCCAGGGAUGGGGUGGUGAUAGAGUACACUACCAUUCUGCACCUGCGACAUGUCACUUUUUCCCACGAGGGGCGCUAUCAGUGCAUCAUUACCAAUCAUUUUGGCUCUACCUAUUCUCAGAAAGCUCAGCUUACUGUUAAUGUGCUGCCGUCUUUCCUCAAAACUCCCUAUGACAUUGCAGCCCGUACUGGAACAACCGCUCGGUUGGAAUGUGCUGCUCGCGGGCAUCCCCUUCCGCAGAUUGCUUGGCAGAAGGACGGAGGGACAGACUUCCCUGCAGCUCGAGAGCGUCGCAUGCACGUCAUGCCUGACGAUGAUGUCUUUUUCAUCACCGAUGUGAAGAUAGACGACAUGGGCGUUUACAGCUGCACCGCUCAAAACUCUGCUGGUUCUGUGUCCGCCAAUGCCACCCUGACUGUGCUGGAGACUCCAAGUUUGGCUCAUCCGUUGGAAGACCGUGUUGUGUCUGUCGGGGAAACUGUGGUCCUGCAAUGCAAAGCAACCGGAAGUCCACCUCCACGCAUUAACUGGUUGAAGGGUGACCAUUCUCUGACUGUGACCGAUAGGCAUCACUUUACUCCAGGCAACCAGCUGCUUAUUGUCCGCAAUGUUGUGUUAGAAGAUGCUGGGAAGUACACAUGUGAAAUCUCAAAUACGGUUGGAACAGAACGGGCACACAGCCAAGUGAGUGUAUUACCUUCACUUGGCUGCCGGAAAGAUGGAACCACUUUUGGAAUCAUGACUAUUGCUGUAGUCUGUAGCAUCGUCUUAACAUCUCUGGUUUGGGUGUGUAUCAUUUAUCAGACCAGAAAGAAGAGUGAAGAAUACAGUGUCACAAACACAGAUGAGACUAUUGUACCACCUGACGUGCCAAGCUAUCUGUCCUCCCAGGGAACACUUUCAGAUCGACAAGAAAUAGUUGGGAGAGUGGAAAACGGCCAGCAGCCCAAUGGUCAAAUCCAGAGCAAUGGUGUUUGCCAGCUCAGCAGAGGAAGGGAUGCAGAGGGCGAUGCUCACUCUGUCAUUUACCGACAGCCAAAGAUAUGUUUAGAGUCUUGGAAAGGAGAAGACCUUCCCGAUAGGAUGCUUCUUACAGACAACACAGCCUAUAGCUUGCCUGCCACAUAUACUGACUGCGACGGAAGCGUGGAUAUCAAGAACAUUUAUCCCAAGGGCCCAGAAUACUAUUCUCUGGCUGCAGAGGCCAUGACUCCAAAUACUCCCAGUAGUAAGGACUCCGACAAGCAUGAUGUCGUACUAACGGCUAACUGUUCUAGCCCUCUAAAGUGCAGCACGAAUACGGACAUAAGAAAAUCAGAUGUCAGUGGCACUAUUUAUCCUAGCAAUCAUGACAGGAUGUCAGAGGCUUGCCCAAGCAAGCUACCUCUAGAAGACAGCAAAGGUUCUUCACAGCCCUUGGCCACCUGUGAGCCUUAUGACUGUUUAUUGCCUGCUGAAAGCUCUCUGCUACAUGUAAAAGGAAGUGUUGAACUAUCCGAGGCAUUACCUGGGGGAGAGGUGCAGCCACGGCUUGUCUCCAAUGGCCACUUAACAAGGUCAAAACCCAGCUCUCUCCCUCAGUCCAGCCACUGAAACGCUGACAAGGGACCCAGGAACCUUGGGAGGUGCCAAUAAACCGAGCGCGCUCUCCCUCUGUCUCUCCCACUUAUUUGCACAGAAUUAUCUAGGCUACUUCUACCUCAAAGUCUGAAUGGACAGCUUUGCAAAUUAAAGGAAAAGCGACAACUCCAUGAGGUAUGAGAAGCAAGCUUGAGUAAGGGAACAGAGCCCUGUUUCUGCGAAGCCCGCUUGUAAAUAGUUUUUAAAACUUCCCUGAGAAGGAUCAGUGGCUCCAUGUUGGCUUGCAAAUAAAGCACAGAAAUGCAAAAUGUUAUGAUGUAAAGUGAAAAAAAGUAUUUGAUAACAAAUGUGUACAUAAGAGUUUUCAAAUAUAUAUAAAAAUAUAUAAAUCUAUAUAUAUAUAUAUUAUAUCUUUUAACAGAGACUGUUUUAUCCCUUGGUGCAUGUGUGACUGAGUGAAAUUAUAUAAUGUUGACAUUAUGCUUUUUUUUUCAUUGUUAAGGAUGUUUUGUUUUUUUAAAUCCUUCCCAGCCAUCGCCAAGAGAAAUAGUUCUGAUAUCUUUAGUUAAAACUUUGAGGUUGGGACCACAAACUUCACAUAGAGAAGACCACAACUGAUAAAAAUGGCCUUUCUAUGGUGCCCCAUUGUAAGGGUGUGCUGUUUGAGAGAAGUGUUCUACACAGCACACCAUCAAGAGCUGAACAUUUAAACCUUCAAAUGCGCUAGUGACAUUUAUGGUGAGAGUCCAGUAAGCCCAAGAACUGUGUACAGGCUCAGUCAUAGAGCUGGGGGAAAUUUUCAAGCAGUUUAGAUGGAAUGUGUCAUUUGCCCAUGAUAGUUGCCAUUCAGCUCUUUCAAAUGGACAUUGAACUAGUUCAUUAGUCUAACCGUCUUCUCAAAAAUAUUGAUAGCACAAUGGUGUACAGUAUGUUUCUUCCAUAGAGUGAAUCCAUAGGACUGUGGUGCUCUUGAGCUUAAAAAGCAAACUGAACUCUGCUAAUGUUGAGGUGAGCCAGGUGCUCCAAGAAUAUACUUCAGUACCUACUUUCUGAAACACGACUGAAUCAGUGACGGAGUUUCUAGUGGAUAUAAGUAGGGCCUGCGCCAGAGAAGGGAGUGGCAGCCAGCAAGAGUUUUUUUUAGGAUAGCACAUUGAAAUCUGACUAGGUGGCUCAGUGGCUAAGACAGGUCAGAAAGAUGGAGGUUCGAAUCCCUAGUACAGGUCUCCUGCGUGAGCAGGGGGUUGGACUAGAUGACCUCCAAGGUCCCUUCCAACUCUAUUGCUGUUUGAAAUAUCUUUGCUCUGUGGUGACUUUUGGAAUAUUUGCCCAUCUAUCCAAUUUCAACUUUAACUUAGAUGCAUGCAACCUUGUGUCAAAUCCCAACUUCUAUUUAAAUAUAAAAUGUUCAUUGUGCUAGCAAUGAUCCUAGUGGAAUAACAUUAAACGGCCAAGCUCACCUCAAAAAGCAGCAGAAGGAACAAGAUUAUAGAGGAGACAUCCUCAUGCUGUUUUAUUUCGCAUAGGAACUUAUUAAUGUUUUCUUUGGGCACCUUGUCACCUUUUAUAGAGAUUUCAAAAUGUAUUGCUAACAUUGCAUAUGCAGUAACUUGACACAAUGAAUAAUCCAUUUGCACACACCCACACCUGAUUUCCUUUUCUUUUCAAGUCAGACUUAGAAUUCAGGUUCAUAGAUAGAUGCUCCAAUUCUGAAGAUCUUCGCUGUGUUGUGGGAGACUUUUGACUUAAAGAUCCAUCAAGCAAGGAAAGUCAUUUAAAAAGCACAAAUUACCUUAGGCAACUUUGCUUUAGUUUUUAUACACUGUUUUAAGUUCACUUAAGCCCUCGACACAAAUGUGAACACAUUCAUGAAAACUGUUUUUAUAACUUAAGUGUGGGGUGGUGGUGUUGUUUUUUGCUCUCUCUUUUGAUAUUUAUGCAUAUGUAGCUAUGGUAGUUCCCAAAAGUCAUUCUCUACCCCACUUGAUCCAAUUGUAGCUCAGGCUGACUUAAAAGUUGGAAAAUGUAGGUUAGGACAUUUUCUGUACGGCAGCAUCAGAUUCUGUCUGUUUUUCUCCUUAUUUUCUUUACCUUGACUUAAAGGCCAGUUUCAGAGAAAUCAAGUUAGGAAACAUGAUUUAGUUUAGGAUAUUAGUUCAUAUUAGGGACAUAAUAUAGGAAACACUUUCUUUGUGGGAAGGGACAAAUAGACUUAAUCUACUCUGAAACACCAAGGAAAGCUUUUUGGUAUGUUCUUAUAUUAACCAGACUGUUUGACUCUAAAGGAAACAUUAACAACCAGAUUUUUCUAAAUAGACAUUAGAAGGCCAGCUGACACAGGUUAUUUCUCUAUUGUGAGGUUUAAUAUCUUGCUACAGCAGCUGGAUAGGAAAGAACCAGAGGUUUUGGUGUGCCAUGUGCAAGCCUUUUUCUUCAAAAUUUUGUGAGGAGGUGGCUCUUAAUAGGGAACCUGUGGUAAAACAUACUCUCUCACUUUAAGCAAGAGAGAGCUUUUAAAUAUCUGAUUACUAUGCCAUUAAAUUACUCUUCCUUCUCCUUCCGUUGGCGGGAAAUGUAUAGCUUUGUAAGACAAGUUUUGCCAUCUGCUUUUUAGCUAAAGCUGGACUUUCUGAAGUAAUGCAUAAUUUCACCAUCCCCUUAUCUCCAGACAAUAAACACACUUGCACUUUGGAAUAGGUGUCCAAUGAUAUAAGGUGCCAACUUGUGGCUUAUUUGGUGAUAUUAAAGAAAAUGGAUCCACUAAUAGAGAAACAUAUUCAGGGUAAGUUUUUCCCCUUUUCAUAAAGAGAGUGAGUGAGUGAUGUGCUUUCUAAAGAAAAGUGAACUUGUAAAAGUUUGGUUACUAGGUGAAGAAGGUUUCUAGGUAAAGAUGAAGGUAAAUGUGGAAAGGCAUAGAAAAAAGGUAUCACCAUUGGAAUUGCUAAGCACACUUGCCAUAUUAACAUUUUGGAAAUUUUAGUUUUAGAUACAGUUGUUUAAAUGUUACUUCCACUAAAUAUGUGAAUCUGCUGCUUCUGAGAGGCAAUGUGAAAGAGGAAGUAUUACUUUUUGUGUAAAAAGUUAUUUAUUUAUUAGACUAAUGUGGUACAAUGUUGUACAUUGAGAAUACAUUGUAAAGAUAUUGGAAGUGUUUAACAAAUGGCAUUGAAGUGUCUUUAAUAAAGGUUCAUUUAUAAUAUCAA